Messenger RNA from Aspergillus pseudonomiae, 1218 nucleotides. Its product is annotated as pectin lyase fold/virulence factor. The transcript has a single exon. Gene Ontology annotation, molecular function: polygalacturonase activity. Gene Ontology annotation, biological process: carbohydrate metabolic process. The record is from RefSeq and is a predicted model, not a curated record. Bases 1 to 1218 code for a protein of 405 amino acids. NCBI's taxonomy places the organism in Eukaryota, Fungi, Ascomycota, Eurotiomycetes, Eurotiales, Aspergillaceae.
AUGCAAUUCGGCUACGCGAAGUUAUUCCUCUUUCUUCUUUGCCAGUCCAUGCCGGCCGUAUCCCGGCGCAUUGGUCAUAAACACACUCGCAUCACCGAACGACAGGCUCCCGCCUGUACACCAGCCGCUGGUGGAUCGCCCACGGUUGAUGAUGUCCCAGCCAUUGAGUCAGCCAUGGCUGCGUGUCCCUCGGGCACAAUCAUGAUUCCACCGAAGGCUACCUACCAUAUCAACUCCGAGCUUUCUUUCGCCAAAUGCGCUGGCUGCACCUUGCAAGUCGAGGGAACGCUGUUGGUAUCAGAUGACACGAAGGCCUGGAGCGGCAAAGAAGCGGUCUUGAACCUCGAAGACGUGCAUGGCGUCAGUAUUGUUUCGAAAACCGGAACAGGUGUUAUUGAUGGCAACGGACAAGCCGCCUGGGACCUCUUGAACAAGGACAAGAAUUAUUCCCGUGUCAAGUGUCUACUCUACCUGACCGGCAAAACUUCCGGCGUCACCAUUUCGGGACUCGCAAUGAGGAACCCCCCAAAUGUUUUCUCGUCAGUCAAGCAGAGUGUUACGAACGUGACCUAUUCCGAUUUGAUUCUCACCGCUGUGUCCAACAGCGAUGCGUUGCCGAAGAACACCGACGGGUUUGACCUUGGCGGCACUGGCAUUCGCAUGGAAAAUAUCAAAGUUGAGAACGGCGACGACUGCAUUGCCAUCCAGAAUGGCGCGGAAGAUAUCACGGUGACAAACAUUCAAUGCACGGCGUCCCACGGCCUCAGUAUCGGAAGUAUUGGCAAAACGGCUGGCGAAGUCGACACUGUCAAGAAUAUUCAUUUCAAAAACGCGAAGAUGACCAAAUGCUCCAAGGCAGCUGGGAUCAAGAUCUACUCGGGAGGAUACGGCACAGCCGAGGUCAGCAACGUCACCUGGGAGAACGUCAUGGUGGAUGGUACCUCGUACGCCUUCCAGGUCCAGAGCUGCUACGGGUCUGACGAGAAGGAAUGCGCGUCUCAGCCUAGCACCGCGAAGUUGACCGACAUCGUUGUCAAGGGGUUCAGCGGCAAGACCGAUAAAGAUGAGCCGGUCGCCAGCAUCAAUUGUCCGGCCAAGGGUACCUGCGGGCUUUCGCUGAGUGAUAUGAAAGUCCAGUCUGCUAGUGGAGGCCAGGAAUACCAAUGUUCCAAUGCCCAGUCGAUUGGUGUCAAUUGUGUCCCAGGAGCGAGUGGCUAG